AAGGCGGCUGGGACAUUUUAAGGAGUUUGCUUUGAGUAGAAUUCUUCCAGGUGCGUUUUUUUUUUAAUGUCGUCAUGAUAUUUGGCACGGGUUUAAGGUAAAGCUGAUGCGCCCUUUGUGCCCCGUGCUCGGCGCACAGCGUCUCGACGACAGCGGGGAAGAAGUUACGCAUUUCCAAAUAGUCGAAGUUUACGGAUUGUCCCUCUGAUUGGCAGGAAGCAAACGUAAUGGUGGAUUACAGUGUUUCCGAUGUACCAGAAGCCCUAUUCUCAAACAACAGUUUUAAAAUGGAGGAGCUGGCUCUAAUGGCCUUGCUGGAGUGCCCUCUGUGUCUGGAGAAGCUGGAUGCGUCAGCCAAGGUCCUUCCCUGCCAGCACACUUUCUGCCUGCCUUGCCUGCAGAGGCACGAGGCUGACCAGUACCAGCUAUUUUGCCCUGAGUGCAGCGCUCCUGUCCCGGCCAGGACCGCAGAGGAGCUGCCGACAAACCUCCUGCUGGUGCGGCUCCUGGAGCGGCUCAACGGUCCAUCGGGCCCCAGCAAGAACACACAGAAAUCCCGCUAUGCAGUGCCCGUGUCCCGGGAGAGCUUAACAGCCAGGGACGAUAAGCAGUACCAGGAAAGUCCAAACAGAGAGAAGCAGGGGAACAAUGAGGCUGCUCACAGAGCAUCAGUGUAUAGCCACAGAGGUGAUCUGUCAGGAGAGCUGUUCCUCUCGGCUGGUAACGCUAUCACACCAAAACACAAAGGGGAUGACAACUGGCACACCGGCGACAGUAGCAGUGCGUCUGUCAGUGCUCAGCAGGCCGUCAGCCAGACACCUCAGCUGCAGCCCCUCCAGCAGCUCCAAGCACCAGCUCUGUGCAGAGCACUGUGUGACUUUAAACCAGAAGAAAUGAAUCUGGAAGACAGCAGAUAUUUUCUCAGCUUCCUCAAGGGAGACAUUCUUACUUUCAUCAGGCGGGUGGAUGAAAACUGGAUCGAGGCCAAGCUGGGGGAGAAAGUGGGAUUCUGCCCUGAGCAGUUUACAGAGCCAAACUCUGUGGCUGCCAAACUGCUGAAGGGAAAGAGUCGGAGGGGGGGGGAUCUAGCAGAAUUUCACCAUCAGACUUCGAGCGGGGGCAAAGACAAGGCCACUGACACAUCCGGUAGGACUGCCCAUUACGGAGUCCCUCAAGCCGCCCUCAAGACGCCCGUCAUCAGCACGUUGCCCCUCUCCAACCAACGGAAACAGCCCGUAGCCGGAGGAAACAACUUUUAUCAGACAGGAGACAACAACAACACCUUCAACAGCUACAACCGUCAGGGUCAGACGCAGCGCCUCUCUGUGCCCACUACCACUCGGGGCCACUCUCAUUCUUCCAGAGUGAACUCUCAGCGAAGACGCCGCUCUGAUUCGCACAGACACCUGUUACAAAGCGAGAAGAAAAUGACCAGCGAGACUCCGCCCACCAUCUCUAUGGCUCUGAUGAACCCCCAGAUGCCCUCUGCCUCUGCAGACGGCAAAAACUCCUCCACACAACAGCUCUCCAUCAGUGUGUGUGCCGUCCUCUACUCCUACAAACCACGCCGACCGGAGGAGCUGGAGCUGAGGAAAGGGGAGAUGGUGGGCGUGUACGGAACAUUCAAAGAAGGCUGGCUGCGUGGGUUAUCGCUGAGAACAGGCAAAGUGGGCAUUCUUCCCAGCAACUACGUCACUCCUGUGCUCAGAACCUCGGCCAGACUGCUGGAGAACAAAGCACCUAAUGUGCCCUCGCAGUACAGCACUUUAUCUGCAAAGAAACACACAGCUGCCAAGAACCCUACUGUGUUCCUUGCUCUUGAUAAGGUGAAUGGUGAUGGAGCGAUAUACUCACCAGGACAGAUCCCAUCUGUGCCAAACGGAGCACACCAUGCAAUGUCGCCCACUGCGAUUGGAAAACCUUCCUUCUACGGGGAUUCACAGGGUUGGGAGACUGUAAGGCGCAUUUUUCACCCACACAGAGGCUCAAAUCGCACAUCCCACAUGGGCAGUUCCCACGUUCCCUCCAACUCGCAGCACUUUGCACAACAUCAGGCAUCUGGCUACUCGCCUGCUCUGCAGAGGAAGAAGGGCAGCAGCUUUGUAUCCAAUGCUAACGUACCGCUGGGUUGGAUGACUGAUCCAGCAGCGCCCUCUUCUGCUGUAUUCAUGAAGGACAGGGUCAGCACUACCCCUCAGUCAAUUCUAAUAAAGCCAGACAUGCACAAGACCAGUACAGAGAAGCCGGCAAAGUCUGUGCGGUUUGUCACAAAUGAAGGCUCCCCUCCCCCAAGACAUCGGACCGCCUCUUGGUCGUCAGGAAAUCAGGUUCUCUCCAACAGCCGACCCGGGCCCCUUCCUUUAGAAGUGUGGGCCCCAUCGCUCACACUGGGAAGGGACGGACCUGGGAUUAUCCUCAAAGAUGGAAAAGGUCCUAUUCUCCGUAAAGGGCUUGAAACAGCCAUGACAGAUUUUUAUACUAACCAGAAGCCGACGACCUCACAGCCGACGUUGUCAGCUGUGUCAGCACAGUUCAGCCCAAGUAGACACAGAGUUACUGCGACACAUUUAGCCCAAACAGACUCAGAGUUCAGUCUGCUUCAAGGAGAGCUUGUCCUCGUCCACAGACCGCGACCUGAUGGGCGGGUUCUCGUUACUCAGGAGAGCAGCGGGCAGACAGGAUUUUUCCAGAGCAGUAUUCUUCAAUCCCUCGAACGCCUCAGCUGACCGUGCAUUCCUUCUGUAGUUAUGUAUAUUUCUAAAUACCAUGUUUUAAAACUGCCAAGUGACUUGAUAGACCAGGUGAGGCGCCUAGAGCUGCAAAGGUUAAUGCUGCCAAACGACAAUUGGAAGGUGGAAGGUGUUUAUUUUUGUUCUGAGUUAGAGUAUGGGUAAAUUCUCUUGAAAUAUUUGUUGCGUCCUUUAAUGUCCAUGCAUGUUUGUUUACACAUGUACUAUUACAAGAUUUUGCACACAAAAAAAAAACACUUAACGACUGUUCCUCAUUUUAUACCCAUAUUACACGCAUUGUGAGUGCCUUUGUCAAAACCCAUGAAGAAAGUAUUAACUAUAUCUGUACAUAAUUACAGAAAUUAUGAGGUGAAAUACCUUUCUGGUAAUAAAGUAUACUUCCUUGA
This is a messenger RNA of Neolamprologus brichardi, 3136 nucleotides long. RefSeq names its product SH3 domain containing ring finger 2 (gene sh3rf2). The record is from RefSeq and is a predicted model, not a curated record. Lineage: Eukaryota; Metazoa; Chordata; Actinopteri; Cichliformes; Cichlidae. Gene Ontology annotation, molecular function: ubiquitin protein ligase activity; protein binding. Gene Ontology annotation, biological process: protein ubiquitination; positive regulation of JNK cascade; negative regulation of apoptotic process.